AUGCUCACAGAGACCAACAUGACUUCGUUUCAAUUCACGAUCGCAUUAAUGGUGUUCCUUAUUGCAUAUGCUCUGUUUGAAGUACCAUCAAACUACUUCCUCAAGAAGCUCCGGCCGAGUCGCUGGAUUGCAUUCCUCAUGCUCUCCUGGGGUGCAACAACAAUGGGUCUUGGAGGCGCUCAUAACUACGCCCAAGUAACCGGAUUACGCUUCUUACUCGGCGUGAUGGAAGCAGGUCUGUUCCCAGGAUUCGUCUAUUACCUCACAUUCUGGUACCGCAACUCCGAGAGAUCGAUGCGAGUUGCUUUGAUUCUCGCCUCAGCGACUUUAGCCGGUGCAUUUGGCGGCGCAAUUGCCUUUGGUGUGGGCCAUAUGAAUGGUGCCCACGGUCUCUCUGCGUGGAGAUGGCUGUUCAUCAUCGAGGGCGCACCAUCGUGCGCAUCUGCCUUUUUGGUUUGGUUUUUGCUGCCGGAUUAUCCCGAGACCGCUAAGUGGCUGACGGCCGAGGAGAAAGAGCUUGCUGCCCAGCGACUGUCUCUGGAGGGCUCCAAGGGCUCUGCCCAUGCCAUGACAUGGAAAGAUGCCAAGGAUACAUUGACAGAUUGGAGAUUGUAUGCUCAUUAUGCAAUCUAUUUUGGGAUCUCCACGCCAUUCUCCAGUCUUUCCCUGUUCACACCAGCUAUCACCUCUGGUCUGGGAUACUCUAACCUUCGCGCUCAACUGAUGACGGUGCCUCCAUAUGCAGUUGCGUACGUUGUGACGGUGGCUGUUGCAUGGUCCGCAGACCAUUUUAAUAGCCGAGGUCUUCAUUCAGCCAUCUUCUCCUUCAUCGGCGCCAUCGGGUUCCUGGCAUCCGCCGUACUCCCUGCAAGCGCCUAUCUCAGUCGUUAUGGAUGCCUCAUUGUCGCGGCCAGUGGCUCUUUUGCCUGCAUCCCACCACUCCUGGGCUGGCUGUCUUCAAACAUCAGUUCGACAGCCGGUGCAGGUCUUGCCAUCGCUUUGAAUAUUUCGUUUGGCGCUCCUGGUCAGAUUGUCGGUGUGUGGAUCUACAAAAGCAACGAGGCCAAAAUCGGGUAUCCGACCGGCCAUUGGACGAAUGCAGCGUUGCUAUUCUUUGUUACUGCUGGGUGUGUUCUUCUAAGACUUUACUACAGGUGGAGGAAUCUUCGCGGGGAUGGUGCUAGAGAUGGUAAAGCGUUUGCAUACUAG
Molecule: messenger RNA, 1209 nt
Organism: Penicillium olsonii
Lineage: Eukaryota; Fungi; Ascomycota; Eurotiomycetes; Eurotiales; Aspergillaceae
Source: the annotation of a GenBank genome assembly